Silurus meridionalis is the source of this 3621-nucleotide messenger RNA. RefSeq lists its product as uncharacterized. Lineage: Eukaryota; Metazoa; Chordata; Actinopteri; Siluriformes; Siluridae. Gene Ontology annotation, biological process: proteolysis. Gene Ontology annotation, molecular function: aspartic-type endopeptidase activity. The record is from RefSeq and is a predicted model, not a curated record.
AUGGCUACUCUUCGAGAACUACGGUGGGAGAUCGAGAAGCAGCUUCACCUGCUGGUCUGCUCUUCUAACUGCAAAGCACUCUACAAGGUAGCCCUGUGUUGCGCGGAGGAGGGAGAAAAGGGGGUCCCAGACGGGGAUGCAACAGAAGUGGAACUCUACGACGUCAUCGUUGAUUUCAUGCGAGGAGAACAACUGCAGCGUCUAGAGGACCAAGGAAUGGCCCGUUUGCUGACCCUUCAUGACCUCGUUCGUGAGUUGACUGCUACAGAACAAGAUUCGGCUUCGGAUGUCGCAGAAAAUGAAGAGACUGUGGGACUGGUAUCGCGACCUGCAUCGACAUCAGCGGCUGCAAGGGUGCAGGUAGCACAAACUCCAGGUCUGACAUCACAUUCAAGAGCUGAACAAACUAUUCCACUGCCUAGAGUGUCUGAACAAAUGACUGGUCUGAUCAGAUUCUCUGAUGUUGCAUCAUAUCUGCCACGUAGAGAGUUCAAAAUUUACGGUGGGCAAAUUUCUGAUUCAAAUUCAGACUUGAGUUUCAACAGUAUUUGUAAGCAAAUUGAUGAAGGUAUAGCAGAAAAUUUCUCAGAGUCAGAAGUUAUUCGAACAGUGUUAAAGGUUAUCAAACCUGGUACCUUCAAAGAGAUGCUUAUUACAAAAGACAGCCUUACCGUAGCUGAGUUGAAACGGUUCCUUAGAGCUCACCUUAGGGACAAAAAACAAACAGGAUCUGAGUUUCAGUAUGACCGCAAACUGGUCCAAGGUGUUUUUCUACACUCACUGUAUCAGGGUCUAAAUGAAAAAUACAUAUUUGUCCGGAGGGACAUUAAAGCAGCAAUAGGUACACAGGAAACCUCAGAUGAUCAGAUCCUAGAACUGAUUACACAGUCUGUUAGUGAGGAAACUGAAAGACAAAAACGAAUGGGUCACACCUACAAAUCCAAAGUCACAAUUGCAAGUGUGACACAGCAGGAGGAUGUGGAGGGGGCACCGAGCUGUGGGCUGUCUCAUGAAAAGUCGGGGUUUAAAAGAGAGGAGGUCACUGGGGAGGGACCACCAGUGACCGGAGAAGAUCUCGUGUCCCAACCUUCUUUCCAUGCACCCAGAAGUGAGCAACCUGUAACACAGAACACAUCCAACAGAGCAAAGGAAAUUGGAGGAAAGCGUGUCGCACAGCUGAUUGGCAGUCGCUGCAUGAUAACUUGCCAUUUAAAUGGUGUCCAGACUCAAAUGCUUUUGGACAGUGGAGCUCAGAUCAGUAUGGCUGGACAGAUGUGGCUAAAGAAGAACCUACCAAACAUCGAAAUUCAACCACUAGAAUCUUUAUUAGCAGAUAGCCAGCUGCACGUCACUGCAGCAAAUGGGACAACUGUACCCUUUGAUGGGUGGGUUGAGGUUUUAUUAGAGAUCACAAGUGGCAAACAAAACAAAAUCGCCAUCCAAGUGGCCCUUUUGGUGAGUCAAAAAUGCAUGGACUGCCCGUUGCUUGGGUUCAAUGUAAUUGAGGAGAUCAUAAGGGAGAAUAAUGACUGUGCAAAUAACUUGAGCCUAAUUGAUCUUCUGUCUGAAGCUUUGCAGAUGCAAAAAGGUGCCACUGAAACCUUGGUGUCCACAGUGAACUCUAACCUCCUCCAAGAAUGUACUGCCAGCUGUAAAGUAAAGACUGGGAAGUCAGGAGCCACCAUCCCCUGUGGUCAGGUCCUAGAGGUAAAAUGCAGAGUAAGAACAGGGCACAAGGGUGGGACCAUGAUGUUCGAACCAGCGUCAGAAAGUUUCAUCCCCGAAGGGUUGGAGUUAUUUCCUGCUGUUGUAAAUGUGCCUCCUGGUGCCUCAAAGACAGUGAAGAUUCCAGUUCAAAAUUCCACAAAUCAUAACAUUUACCUACCUCAGAGACUUGUCUUAGGUAAUAUCGAACCCAUCAGCGAAAUUAGACCCGUUUGCUCUUCCUCCAGCAUUUCACAUUCAGAUCAACAGAUCAAUGGUGCGCUUUUGUGUGCAUCCCAGCUCACGUCAGCGGACGAUGUCUGUAAAAGGGAACAUCAUGAGAGAAGAGUUGGAGAAAAAUGGCACCCACCUGUUGAUCUUGAACACCUCAAUAAACAGGAACAAGAUAUUGUGAGAAAAAUGUUGUUUGAGGAGUCAGAUGUGUUUGCUCAGGAUGAGGGAGACAUCGGGUGUAUUCCUGAUCUGCAUUUGAAAAUCCGUUUAUCAGAUGAUACACCAGGCCAGAGGUGUUAUAAUUCCAUCCCAAAACCCCUUUAUAAGGAGGUGAAAGACUAUGUGCAGAAUCUGUUGAACAGAGGUUGGAUCAAGAAGUCAUCCUUAUCGUAUUCGUCACCAGUGGUAUGUGUUCGGAAAAAAGACAGUAGCUUGCGCUUGUGUGUCGAUUUUCGAGCUCUUAACCGCAAGACCAUCCCUGAUCGACAUCCCCUCCCCAGGAUUCAAGAUCUGUUAGACAGCCUUGGGGGAAAUUCAUGGUUUUCCAUUCUGGAUCAGGGAAGCGCAUACCAUCAGGGAUUUGUGAGUGAGGACUCUAGACAUGUCACUGCCUUUAACACUCCAUGGGGACUAUACGAGUGGGUGCGUAUUCCCUUUGGGUUAACAAACGCCCCAGCUGCAUUUCAACGAUGCAUGGAAGGAGUGUUGGAGGGUAUUAGAGAUUUGAUUGUCUAUUUAGAUGAUGUACUGUGUUACUCAAAAUCCUUCAGCGACCAUGUUGACCAUCUUCGAAAUGUUUUUAGUAAGAUGAGAGAGCAUGGAAUUAAGCUUCGACCAAAAAAAUGUGAGCUAUUUAGAAGUCAAGUGCGAUACAUUGGUCGCUUGGUGUCCGGAGAUGGAAUCCAAAUAGACCCAGCAGACUUGGAGGCGGUCAGGGCCCUGAAAAAUAAGGAACCUCGCACAGUGGGAGAAGUGCGGACGCUGCUGGGAUUCCUGAGUUAUUACAGGUCUUACAUCCAAGACUUCUCGAGAUUGGCCAAGCCACUCUUUGAGCUUCUCCUCACGCCACCUGGAACAAGAGAGAGUACGCAAAACCCCCAAGUUCCCAAUCGUCGAGGUGCACUAAGAAAGAAUGAAAAAGGGCAGCUUAACUCGAGAACCCCAAUCGUUUGGACUGCAAAACAUCAGGAGGCUGUUUCCAAACUUGUCGAUAUGUUGACAAGCCCGCCAGUGCUAGCUUACCCAAAUUGUGACCUGCCCUUUGUAUUACACACCGAUGCUUCGAAUGAAGGGUUAGGGGCUGUGCUUUAUCAGCAACAGGGCAAUAAACUCCGCGUCAUCGGGUAUGGGUCCCGCACAUUAACUCCGGCUGAAAAGAACUACCACCUACACUCGGGUAAACUGGAAUUUUUGGCACUCAAAUGGGCCAUCUGCGAUAAGUUUAGAGACUAUCUCUACUAUGCUCCAACAUUCACAGUUUACACCGAUAACAAUCCGCUGACCUAUAUCCUCAGCACAGCAAGGUUGAAUGCAGUAGGGCAGCGCUGGGUGGGUGAGUUAGCGGACUUUCACUUUGACAUCCGAUACCGACCUGGUAAAGCCAAUGUCGAUGCCGAUACACUGUCCAGACAACCCCUGAAACUGAUUGAGGUCAUGGGUGAACACACGAAAACCUAAUCACCU